This is a messenger RNA of Sesamum indicum (sesame), 550 nucleotides long. Its product is annotated as cytochrome b5, seed isoform. The record is from RefSeq and is a predicted model, not a curated record. NCBI's taxonomy places the organism in Eukaryota, Viridiplantae, Streptophyta, Magnoliopsida, Lamiales, Pedaliaceae. Gene Ontology annotation, molecular function: heme binding. Gene Ontology annotation, cellular component: membrane; intracellular membrane-bounded organelle.
CCAAACAAUCAAGAAUUCUUCAAUAGUAUUAAGCUCGUUUUCUUGUUUGGGAACAACAAUGGGAGCAGAAAGCAAAGUAUUCACCCAUUCUCAAGUUUCUGCUCACAACACUUCUGAAGAUUGUUGGGUCAUCAUUAAUGCUAAGGUUUACAACGUAACCAACUACUUGACUGACCAUCCUGGUGGUGAUGAAGUGUUGCUAGCAGCAGCAGGCAAGGAUGCAAGCGAAGAAUUUGAGGACGUAGGGCAUGGCAGUGCGGCCAGGUUGAUGUUGGAUGAAUUCUACAUUGGGGAGAUUGAUCCAUCCACCAAUCUCGCUACCAUAACUGGAGAUACAACAUUAGGUCCGACUAAAGAUGUGAAAGACAAGCCGUUACAAUCGACAAAUAAACUUCUUUAUUUUGUACUGGCCCUUGCAAUCAUAGUACUGGGCUUGGGGAUUCACUUCUUCGACGUGUUCACCUAAGUUAUCAAACUUUGAGUUCUAGACAUUUACCCCAAAUACGUACAUUGACGACUUCUUUAUAAUUAAAUAAAGUUACUUACUAUA